UUUUUGUCUCGAAAACAGCGAAGACUCGUCAGUCUCCAGCAUGGCGACGAAGCUCUUUACUCGCUCCCGCCUCCUCUCCAAGCCUCAGCGAGGCCUCGCCUCCCUCCUCUCUCGCUCCCGCUACUUCUCCUCCGCUCCCGCCUCCGCGCCUCGCUACCCUCCCUUCCUCCCCUCCCUCCUCCGCUAUCGCCUCCGCCCUCUCUCCGCGGCCUCCGCGGAGUUCCAUGGCCGCCUCGCCGCGGCUUCUUCCGCCCGUGCCUUCGCGACUAGGGCGACCUCUUCGUGGCUCAACGAUCAGGGGCCCAACCGUUGGAACCAACAUUUGCACUUUGCCAUAAUGCUGAAAAGGUCGGACGAUAAGGCUGGCGAGAUCCUACCGGACGAUAAAGCUGGCGAGAUCCUGGAUACUUGUGUUAAGUUCCUUGCGGGGGCUGUUGGAGGUGAAGAAGUUGCCAGAAGGAAGAUCAACUCAGUUAUAGUAGGGCUCCACCACUUUAUAUUUAGAGCUCCUCUAUCCAAAGACCAUAAUUCCAACCUCCUAAGGCUGGGAUAUAUACCACAAUCUACUCAUAUGUACCUGGGCAAGUAUAAUGAAUAUGUGGGCGAAACUGUUAUUUUCGCGCCAACUGGAACUUAUGAGUGGAAUGGGCAUGAUGAUCAACCCCGUAAUUUGAACAGAUCGAGGAACUUUGAAAGGGGGAAAAAUAUGCAGAACAGAAAUUUCCGAGCCAGGGACAUGCCACCUAUACAUAACCAAGGGAUGCAGAACCCUCCACCUCUAGGAAUCAUGCUUCCACCAAAUAUGGGCAGUGGAAUCCCCCAAGGAUUACCUUUGCCGGAAUGCCUCUGCCCAGCCACCCUGGAUGCCCCUAAGCAACUCAUAUUUGGGCAUGCGCUUAUUACAAUUCCAUCUAUAUCGUUCAAGAAGCUGUUCGCUGACCGGCCAGGCCCGUCGGAACCUGGAAAAGGAGGAGGACUUAUUUAUCGACAUAGUGUAUCCUGACCAAGCCGACUUAUUGCAUUGGCUGGUCGUAAUGGAGGGGCCGGAGGGCGAUCCUACUAGAGAUGAGAUCAUCAAUACUUAUAUUAAGACGGUUGCGCAGGUUGUUAAAAGUGAAGAAAAAGCCAGGAGUUGGAUCUACACUGUUGAUACAGGGCCCUACUACUUUGCAUUUGGAGUCAACGUAUCUCCAAAGCGUGCUUUCAAACUUGCUGGUCUGCCUAGAGUUCGAUGGGUUGUUGCUGAUGCGUACCUGCCUCUGAGGAAAGGUUAUGGGGCAUGGAAGCUUUGAUCUUCUAAUUCUGCCAUGAACUUUGCAUCCUGGAGAUUACAUUCUCUCAUUUAUGAAAACCGCUGUGCUUUGUUGACCAAAGCAUGAGGCAAUUGUGCUGCUGCGAUCUUUGUUCUUGGCCGACUAUACGUGCUUGGCUUUUAUUCGGGCAAGUUUUGCACGUGAUCUAUUAUGUUAAUUGGUAUUUAAAUAUAGUGAUUAAGACAAUUGUUUAGCAGAUAAGUUUGCUUAAUGGAAACGUGUUUAGAAAGAUAAAAGUUUGUUCCAACUGCAUAUCUACCCAAGUUUGGCUUGGGGAUGGACAAAAGUGUCAUAUUUGGCCAUUGUGGUUAAUAUAUGAGUUUACGUA
Messenger RNA from Eucalyptus grandis, 1641 nucleotides. RefSeq names its product multiple organellar RNA editing factor 8, chloroplastic/mitochondrial. The transcript has 7 exons. The record is from RefSeq and is a predicted model, not a curated record. Gene Ontology annotation, biological process: mitochondrial mRNA modification; cytidine to uridine editing. Gene Ontology annotation, cellular component: mitochondrion. Bases 41 to 1003 code for a protein of 320 amino acids. Lineage: Eukaryota; Viridiplantae; Streptophyta; Magnoliopsida; Myrtales; Myrtaceae.